Messenger RNA from Baudoinia panamericana UAMH 10762, 1167 nucleotides. RefSeq lists its product as uncharacterized. Gene Ontology annotation, biological process: lipid metabolic process. The transcript has 2 exons. The record is from RefSeq and is a predicted model, not a curated record. NCBI's taxonomy places the organism in Eukaryota, Fungi, Ascomycota, Dothideomycetes, Mycosphaerellales, Teratosphaeriaceae. Bases 1 to 1167 code for a protein of 388 amino acids.
AUGCGCCUCCAACGCUGUCUCGUGAUUCUCCUUCACUGCCUUGGCAUCGCGGCUGCGGUGAAUCAGAUUCCGCUUGAGCCGAAGCCUACCGAAAGCCGCAAUGUGUCCGUCGGACUCUUCUACGAGCUGGAGGAGCUGGCUCGUAUCGUCGACAUAUCGUAUUGUGUAGGCUUGACUAGCUUCGGCAUCGUAAAGCCGUUCAAGUGUCUGUCACGAUGUAGCGACUUCCCUGAGUUCGCUCUGGUCACUACUUGGAACACUGGACCUUUGCUGAAGGACAGCUGCGGCUAUAUUGCUCUCGACCACGGCAAGCAAAGGGUCAUCGUAGCCUUCCGUGGAACGUAUAGUAUCGCGAACGCCGUCGUCGAUCUCAGUACGGUCCCUCAAGAAUAUGUGCCGUAUCCCGGGCCCGGUGACGAUGACAGCGAGGGAGACGACGAACGUGUAACACACGCCCCACGCUGCAACAACUGCACAGUACACAUGGGCUUUCAGAGCUCAUGGCAGACGACGCGAUCGCUCAUUCUAGCGGAGCUGAAGCGAGCACUCUUCCUUCACCCACUCUACAAGCUGCACCUCGUCGGCCAUAGCCUUGGGGGUGCAGUAGCUGCUCUCGCCGGACUUGACCUUGUGGCGUACGGAUAUAGGCCUAUAGUUACGACUUUCGGUGAGCCUCGUCUUGGCAACGCUGCCCUUGCUGGGUAUCUAGACGAUCGCUUCGGGCUCUCACGUACGAACGCGACAUUAGACGAGGAAGGCUUGACGUACCGUCGCGUAACACAUGUGAACGACCCCGUACCGCUCCUUCCGCUAACAGAGUGGGGCUACAGCAUGCACGCUGGAGAAAUCUUCAUCAGCAAAUCCUCGCUAUCUCCAGACUUGCAGGACGUUCAGUUAUGCGUUGGAGACGAAGAUCCAUCAUGUAUUGCUGACCAAGACUCUACGCUUCCUGGCCAUGACUCUCCAGCUGACGAGAAGCGAGACUUGCUGGCAUCAGUCGAGCACGAAUUGUACGACAUCAAGCAGGAACCCUGGGGAAUACCGACGCGGUACAAGCUCUGGCAGCUGCUCUUCGCACAUCGAGACUACUUCUGGCGCAUCGGACUGUGCACGCCUGGCGGUGACCCUACAGGCGGAGGUGGCAAGUACUAUCUGGACGGCGACUGA